This is a messenger RNA of Talaromyces stipitatus ATCC 10500, 1285 nucleotides long. Its product is annotated as F1F0 ATP synthase assembly protein Atp10, putative. The transcript has 2 exons. The coding region runs from base 43 to 999 and encodes 318 amino acids. NCBI's taxonomy places the organism in Eukaryota, Fungi, Ascomycota, Eurotiomycetes, Eurotiales, Trichocomaceae. Gene Ontology annotation, biological process: mitochondrial proton-transporting ATP synthase complex assembly. The record is from RefSeq and is a predicted model, not a curated record. Gene Ontology annotation, cellular component: mitochondrial inner membrane.
GACAGCUUUCAACCAGGCAACAGCAAGCGUCAGCAGUACACAAUGCUCGCAAUUGAGACGCGAUUCUUCUCUAUACUGAGAGAGUCUCGGUGUCUUCGGUGUCAGACACAGGCGGUAUGGACCUCGGUGCGGAAUAAGAGCACAGCCAGUGCGCCGAAAGAUAAACAAGAGAACGUCCAGCCCAUUGAACUCGACCGACCGAUUGGCCUCCCUUACCCUCCAUUACCAGGACAAAAUACGGGGAUUGAUCACCGCUCACUGAGUGAACGGCGCGAUGACUUUGUGGACUAUCAAAAGCAUCUCCAACGCCGGAAAGAAUUGGCGGCGCACCUGGCAAAACCCUACUUCAGAGAAUGGACAAACCUGAAAUACAACGAAGGAAAGACAUUCAGGUCGAAUCCUCGGUUAUUCAAACAUGACAAAGCCUUAUUCUUUCCGAACCUUUACGGAAUCACGCUAGCAUCGCCAUCCAAACCGAAAGAUACAACAGAUAUAAUAAAAGGAAAGAUCUCGGUGGUGAACCUAUUCUCAAGUCUGUGGGCAGAGCAACAAGUAGCGACUUUCACAAAACUUGAAAACAAUCCGCAACUGCAUGAAAUGCUCGCUGCCAGCCCGUCUACAACCCAACUUGUCGAUAUCAAUUUGGAAGAGAAUAGACUGAAAGCUUGGCUAGUCCGGGUAUUCAUGGGCAACCUACGACGAAAAUUGCCGAGAGAGCAGCAUGAGCGGUACUUUCUCGUGCAGAAAGGCAUGACGGACGCGAUUAAGCAAGCGAUUGGAAUGCUCAAUAGCAAAGUCGGAUAUGUAUAUCUUGUGGAUGAUUACGGUCAUAUCCGUUGGGCCGGCAGCGGGUCUGCAGAUCAGUCAGAGAAGGACUACUUGAAUGCAGGGCUUUUGAGGUUGGUUGAGGAGAAGAAAAAGCGGUUGGACGAUAUUAGUGGUGCAUCUGCGACGUCGUCCUUGAAACGAAGGAUAGUUACGACACCCAAGGAGACAUAGGAAUUACAAGGAAAGAUAACCUCGCUAUGUUCACCCUGGUAGUGCAUCGUGAUGGAGCGCUGAAAUGUGUAAUUAUAACAUUUAUGUACAAUAGACAUAUUACUCAAACAGUGAUCCGGAAACAAGAGGUCCGCUUGACAUAAAUAAUAUUAAAAACCCGUCAACGCCGAACCAUGCAAACGAUUAUAUGUCUUUCCAAACAGUAAUAUAUAAAGACGUCGAAAACAAGAAACAUCACACAAGCUCCAGAGCCAGCUCAAGAGACACGUCCAGACGUUUUUCUUAU